Molecule: messenger RNA, 672 nt
Organism: Pichia kudriavzevii
Lineage: Eukaryota; Fungi; Ascomycota; Pichiomycetes; Pichiales; Pichiaceae
Exons: 1
Coding region: 1-672 (223 amino acids)
Biological process (GO): cristae formation
Cellular component (GO): mitochondrial crista junction; MICOS complex
Source: RefSeq, a predicted model, not a curated record
AUGGGCAGAUCCUUCUACAAAGACGAGGAAGAGAAAUAUAGCGUGCCGGGCCUUCCUACUGUUGAACAGGUGAAGACAGAAGAGAAGCCUGAUGCAACCACAAUAGCUGCAGCACCUGAAACCGAAGUUAGGAUCAACAAAUACGGCAAUCUGAUAACAACAGCACCUGCAUUGCAGAAGUUAGUCUCUCAAAUAAGAGAGUCAACUGAGGAAUCGUAUGCUAAGUUUAUCGAGAAGUAUGAAUAUAUUACCGGCACGGGCAAAGCACACUUAGCCAUGGCCGGACAUAGAAUUGCAGAAUUCAAAGGUGAAGAUGAAACGCUACUUCCAAACAUCUGUGGAGUACUAACUGCGACCCUAGCAGGUUCGAUCAUUGCAAGGUCACACAGCUUUCCAAUUAGGUUUCUUUUUCCAGUGCUCUUUGGUUCGGUUGCUCUUAAAUAUUCUCUACCACAAACGUACAACAAUAUUGCAACAGAAGUCAAAGAAAUUGGACUCAACGUUGAGGAGAAAUAUUUCCCUGAAUUCAAACAAACAAGGGCAGGGGCUGCUGCUAAAAAGGAAGAAUUGUUCCAUUCGGUUGAUCAAUUAAAAGAGGAUUCUUGGAAUGGAUUGGUGUCCUCUGUUUCUAGUUCAAGAAGAUUCAUUUGUGAGACAUUUAAAAAGGAUUAA